CCGCCGCAACAAUAAAGCGGGGCGGCGCCGUGGGCGGAGUGAGGCCGGGAGAACGGAGCCCCGAAAAGUAACGGGCCGGGAGCGGCCCCCGCGGUGGGAAGGGAACGUGGACGUGGUCGGGGGAAGCCGGGGCAGGUGGCGGGAGGCGGCGCGCAGCCCGCGGGAGCGGGCGGGGGGGUCGGCCGAAGGGUGGGCCCCCCCGGGUCCGUUGCAUCGUAGAGGGCCUGGCCGGAGCCACCCGAGGAGGAAAGAUUGUAGCGUUUGGCUCGCUGAGGCCGCGUCUGGCCGACCCACGCGUGGGCGGCCAGCCGGGAGCCGCGGGCGGUGGUGGGGAGCCGGGGCUGGUGCCCCGGGCUGGGGGAGCUGUGGCUGCCAGGCAGCUGCUGCAGGGGACACGGAGCUCCGGCGCCUCGGGCGGGGAGCCGGCAGAUUUUUGGGCUCUCUCUGGGGAGGAGCGCGGGAGUUGGCGAGGCCCGGGCAGCGCUGCGUUUUGUUAGGAUCCCAGCCGGGAAGGACUGCGCGCUGGGCAGCCCUCUGUGGAAGCAAGCAAGCAAGCGCUCUCGGGUUUCCCGUGGGUGAGCUGCCUUCAGCCUUGGGAAAGGUUAUGCUUCUCAGGACAAAGGGAGGACCUGGAAUUUUGAGAGCUUCUUCUAAGGAGCUCUAAGGACGGACUUCCUUCAGUGGAUAAGGACGGAGCCCUCUCUUUCACUCAGCUGUGUCUGUGUCACGCCGGCAGUGUAAAGGGAGCGGGUACCCCUGACCCUCUCCACAGGGAUGUGCUUGGUGUGGUGCAUCCGUGCGGAGAGCUGCCUUUGUCCCUUUUCGCCUCAUAGCCCUCGGUGGAAUAGAUUACAGGGCGGUCGGCGGGAGGAAAGGUGAAUAGGAGACUCUCACUUUUAUGGUGGUCUCCUGAAAGCUGAAACCAACCAUUGGAGUUUAAGAGGAGGUUUGAGGCAGCUCUAGACUCAUUCCGAGUGGAGAUUCUGAAAAAUGGAGCUGGUGCCCGAAGAAUUCCCACUCUGCUUCUAGCAGCAGGUGCUGCCUCCAGAUGGCUUCACGUGGUUUUACUUACAGGUGUGUCCAGUGUUUGUAAAAGGAGCAGCACUUCAGCCAAAGCUCCCAUAAAUCAAACUCUGAUUUUCUGAGAGAGACAAGAGGAGGUUCUUAACAUGAAUAUUUAUCCUGUGUGUUUCACAGCAUCAUUUCAGAAGUAGAUGACAACCAUGUGCAAACACCAAUACAAGGAGAACGCUAGGCCAGCAGUUCCCUUGCAGAGUAAGGCCUUCCUGCAUCCAGAGAGCAUCCCUUGUGUAUAUAUGUAUGUAUAUUCACACACAUACUUCUAAAGAAUACUGUUCCCUUAAUGCUUCUGAGCAGAAACACCUGUAUUUGAUGAAGAAAGGCCAGUGUUCUCCCAUGCCACUCAUUGAAUGACACAACAAACCCCAUCUCUCUGCUUAGGACAGAGAGAUAGUCAUGGUGGCACAACCACGAGCAGGAAAAAAUAAUUAUUUUUCCAUCUUGCCGUGUUUAAGAAUAACCAUCUCCCAAACUGAACAAUAGCGAGUGAACAGCUUAGUGAGAAAGGACAGUAUCUCUUCAACACAGUUGUUUCCAAGAGGAUAACAUCUUUCUCUUUGAAUCCUGACCAAUAGCAUUUCACAUGCCUGGGUUUUCCCAUGCACUUUGAAAAGGUGGCUUUUCCCCUUGUUUCUCACUCUGUUGGCCUGGGAAAGUGUUGACCAUGACAAUGUCCCCGGCCUAGGAAGGAGGACUCCUUCUCCUUUUUUCAUCUUCCCAUAUGUCUGCUCUGAGACAGCAUAUCUGACUGGACACCACGUAGAAAAGCCACAAUGGCUGAUCCUCCUUUGCUGCUCACUUCUCUCUUCUGUGCCCCGUAUCAGUGCUGGUUGCCCACUCAGACACACUUGCAUUGUUCAGGGCCACCAGCAGCUCCAGGGCGGCAGUCUGCAACUCUUCCUCUCCUAGUGCCUUCCCCGUGGUCAACAACCACUGAAAUGUCUGCAGCGAACUCUGCACUUGGGUAUCUUGUAGCCUCAGGAGGAGAUCCUGAAUGUCACUGGUGGGCAGCUGUCCCCGCUGCUGGCCACCUCCUGUCACCUGCGUGGCGUGUGGGUCAGAAGGAUUUAGUUGCAUGUUCCUCAACUCGGGUAAGGAGGUGGGGAUCACUGCUACUUCUGUGUCAGGGAUGGAGUGGGCUGGCUGGGCAGUUGUGGGAGAUGUGGGAAAAAGGAGCUGGGGACCGAAGAUGCCGGACGACAUGGCAUCACUGCUCAUGGUCAUGUUGAUGAAGGCGUGUGUCCGUCCCAGAUCAGCUUUGGUCUCUCCUGGGCAUGCAGCCCUCUGUGGAGGAGAAAACGCACCUCUGUAGAGGCGGUGGGCUUCAAGAGCAGUCACCUAGUCACAUCCCUGUUCUGUGGGGUUAGCACUCACUGCACAGCCCCAUCUAUCCCACUCCCUACAAAGAUGAGCCUGGGAAAGGAAAGAAACCUACUUCUCUCCUUGUCAAGUCUCCUCAUAAGUCUCUCCUUGUGACUCCCAGUUGUCUUUCCUUCUCUUCUAGCCUGCAGGAAUCACCCUUUCUUCUGCAGUAACCUAGAUUGUCUCAGCUUGGUUGGGAAUGAGAGCUGGAGAUAAAGGCUGAGGUGGUCCUCAGAGGUUCAUUUUCUUCAAGAAUACUUUCCACAAAGUCUUCUUUUUGGCAAGUGGCUGCAGGUGCCAUCUGUGUAAGCUUGUCAGCUUGGUGUGAGUGUCCCUGGAAGGUGGGCUCUUUCCUAUCUUCCCUAUCUUUUAGCUUCCUAUUUUCCCACUUCCUCAUUUUCAAGGCUCUCCCUUUUGCCCGGUCAUUGCCCAGAGCACACCAUGGUCUUCAGGAAGCAGCUAAAUAACUCACCUUAAUGAAAUACUUUUUGAUAGUACAGCGAUAAAAGGAAAAGGCACAGAAGUCGGGGAAGAAAUGAGUUCCUGGCAGUUCAGAGCAUAUGGGUCCUAAAAACAGUCAAAUAAAGACAGAGACUCAGUGAUCAACUCCAGUGCUGGGGUCCCACCAGCCCUCACAAUAACCUCACUGUCUAAGGAUAUCUCUCCAUGAAAACCCUUGUGUCAUUUGGGCGGCUCCCUGAACCUUGAUGAAAAACUUGGUUAUCUCCAUGACCCAAGGUGUGAGAGGAGGCUGGUCCCAGGGACACAUUUGGAUGCAAUCGAGUGUGAGAGAGGAUGCUCACGAGCUCUCCUCCUCACUGCAGGAUCACUACCCACCCCUCUCCCCCACCAGCUCAUGAGUCUCUGUCCCCUCCCAGCAAUCAGGUCCAGCAUGCAGGACCCCCAUCCAUCUGUCUGUGCUUGGGAGUCACGGUCAGCUUUACCCUCAGGGAUGACUCCAUGGUUUUCGUACUUGUCCAGCAUCUGGACCAGGGGAUUCUGGCAGCCGUACAGUGCACGGAGGAGGCAGGCAGUGCUGGCACGGCGGGCGGCCCGGAGGGACCUGAAGAACUGGCGGUACUCCUGGUUGGAGAGUGGUGUUCCGAGCUGCUGCGCCUUCACACCCCGGGGGUCGGCUUUGCAGCUGCAACCAAAGAGCACUGGUGAAAAAUAAAAUGCAGGGAGUCAGAGGGAGAAGGAAAUGCUAACCAUGGCAUGCUCAGAAGAGCUGCAGGGCUGAACGCAGAUCUCUGUUGCCUUCUCUGCAUGCAAGGUACAGCAUAUGGGAAGUGCGGUAACGGGCUUAAGAAGGGGAGGUCUAGAUCUGGGGAAAACCUGCUCUGCCCAUGUUGAAAGGACCGUAGUAUUCUGGGACAGUACAUGGCUGAGGGACCUUUGCCAAAGCUCUGGAGGUUCAAAUCUUGAACUGGCAGAAACAUCUUGGAAGUCAUGGCUGAAAGUGGGAAUGUAGCUCUGCUGUUGGGGCUGGAGGAAGGAGACUGUUUCCUUUCAAGAUUUUAGCCUCUGCAAAUUCUCCUCCUCUGGGUUAGUGAGUCUAGACCCCUUAAGUUAAUGGAGCAUGCCCCAGUGGACACGUGUAUGCCUUUACAAUGGUCCAAGCGUUCACUGAACCCUUAUGGAAAACUUAAAGCCAGUUCUUCACUGUAAAGAACAUUACGAAAGCCUGUGAAAUCAAACCUUUGGAGGUUAGAUGUGCCCAAAUAAAAGCUUCAUGUACAAUCUUAAUUUCAUCUCCUCUUGCAUAUGCUUUUUAUACAUUAUUUAAGUACACAGCAACCUACUCUUCUAAAAACUUGGCAGCUCAUUCAGUGUAGAGACUGGACCUGCUCUGACAGGGAAUCGGUUUCCCAGGUUAGGCACUUACUAUAUUCAGGACAUCUGCUUCAUUUCCCACAGCCUUGGAAGGUGUAUGGAAGAAUGAGUCAGGAAGAUGCUGGAAGGGCAAGGGUAGUUUUGUGGAUACUCUCCAAGAAGUAGGUUUUAUUCCUGGCUGCACCAGAGUCUCCUGUGCGAUGCUAGGCAAGUACUGGGUUUCUUAGUGUGUUAUUAAUGGCAUUUUCCUUACCUUGUGGGUUGGCAUUUAUAGGAAGACUGAGCUCUCUUGCCGUUUUGGAGUCUGCAUGUGGUGGAUUUUGAAUGGCAAAUAAGUUCUACAUUAGCAUAUGUACUCUGAGAAGACAGGGCUGAGAUAUCUCAAACUGAGAUUCUAAAAGUAGUGGAGUUUUUUUUACUUUAAUCCCUCUCUGCCCUCAUUUUGCUGUUUGCAAAAUCACUAUAAACCAGUUAAUAGCUGUGAAGCUGUAAAACAUAGAGUAUGUAAAAAGUUCCUGAACAAAUGAGUCAUUCUGUCUAUAUCAGAGUUCAAAUGGGAUCAGUAAAUAAAUGAGUCAAACACUAAAAAAUAAGGGUGACAUAACAUACUGAAUAGCUGCUCAUUAGAAAAGCAGUGUCCAUCCAGGUACUAAAGAAGCCAAAACCCAUGUGAAAACAGUGAAGGCAGGUGAUUAAAGAGCUGGGUUACUACAUCCAUGUACAGGGGAAGCAAAUCUAGGGUUGCAAAAUGACUGUGAUUCAAGCAAGCUCCAAGUUUGACUUUGCAAUCUCUGUCAUAGUCUCUUAACCUGUGAUGACUUUUUUUUUUUUUUUUUUUGGUAAAAGCUUAAAAACUUCCUCAUGGCCUACAUCUUACUAACAUCUAUGCCAUCUUAUUAAUGCUUAUGUGUCUGUAGGUGCAGCAGUAUCAAAUAAAAACAUUUAGUGUUUCCCCCUGAGAGGACAGCGGGGAUUAUCGAGCACUUGGUGAGGCAGUAGGAGAGGAAAGCAUCACACUUUGCCAGGUGACUGUGGAGGGGUUUGCAGAAAGCAGGCGAACUAGGAGACUGAGGGAUACAGGACCCCUCCAUGGUCUCCUGCUAGGAUGUGUCCAAAGCACCCUGGCCUUUCUAUCCAUUUCUUCCAGCUAUAUCCCCUUCUGUUUGUCUUUACCAAGGUUCUUUCUCGGGCCUCUUUCUCCUGUCCCCACUGUCACUUCCCCUGGCCAGCUCUUCCCUCCACAUCUCUGCCUUUGUGCUUGUGUGUGGUUUACACGCCCAGCUGUCCCCAUCACCGCACCUCCAGUCUCCUCCUCUGCUCCUGCCUCUGCCUGCUGCCAGCUCCAAGUCCUCCUCCCUGGCUCCUAGGUCACUCUGGCCCUCCUUGAUGAAUAAAACACCAACUCCAGUGGGUGAAGACUGGCAAAAUGUUAAGCACGUGAAGUCUUUGCCCCUGAGGUAUUCGAGGGUGCUCCUGUCUCUUUCUCUCACCUCCCAAAUUGCCAAACUGAGGAGUGAUGGGGAGAGGUGAAGAGCAGCUGGGUCGCCCGCCCUUUCUUGCAACUUGACUUACUACUCACCAGACAAAACCAGACAAGCCCACGUGGCCGACAUCAUGCCAUGAGUGGUGCCUGUACCAGCCGGGGGGGCCCCUGUGCUGCUGGAGGCGUCACCUCCGCUGCUUUGCCCGCUGCCUGCGUCCUCCUCCUGUCCCUCCGGCUUCACCCAGGAGAGCUGGGGAGGCGACGUGGCUGGUGGUGUCACAGACGCCUCUGUUCCUACCGUUCCUUCCAUCGCCGUCCCCGCUUCCUCCUGCCCACGCCUCCCCCCUGCCUCCCCUCCCGCCUGGCCGCCGGGCCCGCACGCUGCCUGGCGCUGGGUUUGUGUGGGGGGAGGCAGCGGCGGCCGCCUGCCUGAGGCUGAGUUGGGACACAGGCCACCUCCUGCGGCAGCGGGGUCUGCCCUCCUCCUCGCUGUGCCACUGGGUACGAAAAGUCCUCACAGAAGUUGUUUGGUUUCUCUGGGUUCACACCCAUGGUAGCAUUCUGUUCUCCGUGCCUCUCCCGUCUCCCCGAGACUCAUGUUCCGAGUGGUGGCUCACCCGCUCCUGGCCAGCCAUGUCCUUCGUGGGGCAGCCCCUUUGGAGCCGCUCUCUGUCCUCACAGGAGCUCGGUGCAGCCCAUUGCCUUCCCACUCUGCAGAUCACCUCUCUCGUUCCUUACUCGGCCUCGUAAGGACCAGGUUACCUCAUCAGCCAGGACUCCGCUUGGGGACUCGGCUUUGUCCAAACAUGGUUGCUCUGGAGACCGGCGCCUUGUCCCCUGUCUGGUGCUCGGUGGCGUUUCAGAUCUCCCAUCUUGUUGAGGGACAGAUCUUUACUACCCAUCACACAACUUGCUUUUCUGCCAUACCCCACAACCUGCCUAGCUCUGCCCAGCAUCAGCUGUCUUCCUGAAUCUGCUUUCUGCCUUCCCUAGGUGCUCACCCACCGUUUUAGGGUGCGUGUUGACCGUGUGUUCGCAGCAGCUGUUGAAUGACAGCAGGAAGGGACUGAACCAGAAGGAUGUUUCUUUCCUCCUAGAAUCAGGAUGAUGGUUCAGCAGGGUCAGGCUUACUCACAGAGUGGCACUGCCUCGUAGGUGGAUGGGGGUUAUAUGAGGAGGGAGACCUCAGCUUCCUUGCCUCUUAUUGGGAUCAAAGCCUGGAGCCGCUGCCUGCUGCUGGGAGGAGUGGAAACACCCUCUCCCCAAGGGGUGAUCCCCAUCGAAUCCACUGUGGAGAAGGCGACGUGGAGAAGGAAUGAUGUGACUCCAGGCUGAGGCAGAGCCACCAAAAUGUCAGCUCUCCAUUUUAUCAGGGGCUUUCUUUUUUCCUGAUGGCGUUAUGUAGGUGGGGAAGUCUUCCCUCAGUCCUCGGGAGGGUCUGGCAACUAUCACAAUAUUCUCCUCUGGUACACCACGGAGCAGCCAGUUCAGUAUGUUUCUGAUUUUGAAAGGAAAACAUGCUGGUUUACAUUAUUUUUUCUUACAAACACCCAGUCAUGAGUAAUUUUACACUUGUUCCAGGUGGCACAGUGGGAAUCCACGUGACCAAAAUGGUGCAACACCAUUGCAGAGCUGGCAUUCAUAUAUGCAGUUUUUAAACUUUUUUUUUCUGCAAACUGUACAUUUUUAGGAUGUCACUGAGCUCUCAGCAUCUUAAAAUGCCUCUGUACAAUUACCACUGCACAAAUGUAGUGCUAAAGCUAAAUGGGUGACCUAAUUUUCUAUCCCACAAACCCCACUCCUGCUCAGCGUACUUCUGCUCUGAAAAGAGAUCCUUGAAAAGUGGGAUUGCGUGUUGGCGGACUAAAUCAUCUCGGUGUUCCUGCGUAAACAGGUAUGUGUGACUGUUUUUCUGCUCACUGCCAGCCCUGUAAAAUCCAUCUGGAACCAGUCAGCUGAAUUGCCAUUUUUUUCUGUAGCACCGGACAGGAAAUUCUGCGUUUGGACUGCUCCUGUUGAUAAUGUGUGAGCAGACCAAAAUCCCUUCUCUCACCCAGACCGGUGUGUGCCUGGCUGAGCUACUGAGAGCAACCAAGCGAAAUACCCCUUCAGUUAAGGCAAUAAACAGGACACCGGACAGACACGGAAAGCAGCCCAGUUGUGAAGGUGGCAUUUUUCCUCUGCCUGCAGAACAGAACUGCAUUAACUACAUUAUGUUCUCAUUUAGUUCACUGGGAAGAAAGAUGAUGGAGAGAAAAUGGUUUGAGGAGUCGGUAUUUUUCUUAUACAAAACUCAGUAAGAGGCAUUUUUGGUCUGGAAGUGCAGCAGGAGGAACAUCCAGACGCUUGUGAGAAGGCAGCAAGCUGGCAGGCAGUUCUCUGCAGCAAGUGUAGCCGAACCCAUGUUCGCUACGUGAGCUGGCCACGGUUACUGGACCUGAACAGCAGUGUCACAGUGUGCGUGGCAGAACAGACAGUGACCCUGACUCAUGUUUCUGGGUGUCAUUUUCCUCUGGUCUAGGUUGCUUUCAUCUCCUAAAUACUUACCCUCCUGUAAUCUCACUCUACAGCACCACUACUAUGAUGGGUAUUUAUUACAUCUAUUUUUUUUCCUCUGAUCAGUAUCUGCAAUCCUGACUUGGCUUGAACCUCCUGGAUGGAGUGAAGAGAAAGAGCUUUGUGGCCAGAAGCAGCUAAACACCGAGACAGUAGAGAGAUUGAUCACAAGCCCUGAGUGUCGUAAACAAAACUUUGGGGAUCGGUAUAACCUGUGCAGUGGUGUCUUCCAAAACGUGCAGAUCACCAGAAACAAAACCCGAGGGGUUUAUCCUGCUGCAUUCACCUCUUAUUCUGACCUCCCACACGUAGAGGAUGAUGUCAACUGUGCAAGCAGUGCCAUCCAGCUGAUCAGCUUACCUCAUGCUGCAGCAUCCAUUUCCAAGGUGACAGGACCAUGGGCGACACACAGAAGGGCAAGCUUCACCAGGAAAGUCCUGUGAGAGCUGAACUGCAUCUGUUCUCCUCCAGAAAGCUCACAAGAGAUACCCUCCAGGAUGCCGAUCAAAGACAGGACCACAAGAAGGAGCUGGAGACAGAAAGCGAGGUGGAGACAUCUUUUGGGAAGAGGUGGGGAAUGGUAACUCCUUGUGGGAUGGAAGUCUGGGAGUGCGAGGACAGUGGUAGAGCCCACAUCAGCAAGGUUGUCCUUGCUGGGGACAAGCCAGAUCCACCCAUGUGUGGGAAUGGCGCCAUUUGGAUUCAGCAGGUGGGAGAGAAAACCUACGAGUGUCCCGAGUGUGGGAAGAGCUUCAGCCGGAGCUCGUACCUGAGCCAGCACCAAAGGAUCCACCUGGCAGAGAAACCCUUCAGGUGCUCCGAAUGUGGGAAGAGUUUCACCCGCAAUUCGGACCUGAUCAAACACCAGCGGAUCCACACCGGUGAGAAGCCCUACCAGUGCAACGAGUGCAAGAAGACCUUCAGCCAGAGGUCCAACGUGAUCAGGCACCAGCGGACCCACACGGGAGAGAGACACUACCGGUGCAACGAAUGCGGGAAGAGCUUCAGCCAGAACUCGCAUCUCAUCGUCCACCAGCGAAGCCACAAGGGUGAGAAACCCUUUAAUUGCCCCCGGUGUGAGAAAAGCUUCAGCGACCGCUCCUCCCUGAUCAUACACCGGAGAGUCCACACUGGAGAGAAGCCUCACAAGUGCCAGGAGUGCGGGAAGCGUUUCCGGGACAGCUCGGCCAUCAUUCGGCAUCAGAGAAUCCACACGGGAGAGAAACCGUACGAGUGCACCGAGUGCGGGAAAACCUUCCGGCAGAGCUCCUCGCUGGUGACCCACAUGCGAACGCACACGGGUGAGAAGCCCUACAAGUGCCCCGUGUGCGGGAAGGGCUUUAGCCAGAGCUCGGCGCUCACCACCCAUCGCCGGAUCCACGGGGGGAAGGCCUUGCCCAUGUACCACGGCGGCCUCCUGCCCAACCCCUACCAGUGCGCCGAGUGCGGCCGGAGGUGCAGCGACCGCUCCACCCUGGCCAAGCACCAGACCACGCACGCCGAGGAACGGCCCUACAUCUGCGUGGAGUGCGGGGACAGCUUUCGGCGGAGCUCGGCUCUCAACGUGCACCUGAGGAUCCACCGCGGGGAGAGACCCUACAAGUGUGAGGAGUGCGGAAAAACGUUCAGGCACAGCUCAGCCCUCGGUGCCCACCUGAGGAUCCACGCAGGAGCCAAGCCCUACGAGUGCGGCGAGUGUGGGAAGAGCUUCCGGAAAAACUCGACGCUUAAAGUGCAUUUGAAAAUCCACGCGGCCAAGAAACCUUAUAAAUGCACGGUGGGUACGAGGACACUCACUUCCCGCUCACUUCUGCCAUAGGGCUGGAGCGGAUGUUUGGAGCAGGAAGCAAAAGCAAUGUUUGGGGGUACCUGUAAAAGGUGGGUGAUGAUGACCACGGUGGGAAAAGACUGACUAGAGACGCGGUAACUCGGGUGUCAGGGCUGGGUGUUUAACCCCAGCGACACAAAGAACCUUUAGGAGGUCUGGAAGCAGGGAGUUAGUCCUAAGAGCCGAGCACUGGUGGUUUAGGAAGGGUGCUGAGAGCCUAGGGAACGGGCACCAGCUUCUGGGUAAGUUGGGGUCUGGGACUAUGUGGUAGAAUAACAACUGGGAGAAUCAAGCUUGUAAAGUAACUUUACAGCUAAAGCGAAGGUCAAAACUUCCAGGUUGGUUCUGACUCAAAACUUUGGCUUGUUAAGACACUGUAGUAGUCUUAGGAACUCUCUUUUCAUUACCUUCCCUUAUUUUUCAUCAAUGUAGUAAGUUUACCCAGUGUUUGACAAGGUGCUUCUGAAUCUAUUGAGUCUAAGACUUUGGAGAUGAACUUCAAUCUAUGUGUCUUUCCUUCUUUUUUCCCAAAUCUUACAUGGGACGAUGAAUUCCUACCUCUACACACAAAGCCUGAGUGACAGGGUAGCUGCGUUAUGCAAAGCUGUCAUGGCUCUUCCCAGAAAACAGGGAUGCUCAAGCAUUUCCAGUUGGAACACUGCCCGUUACUAGUCUGGGGCACCUUCUCCCAAAUUUGUCCUUGCUGGUUUGAAACACCUUCCAACCUGGGACAUCAAAAAAAAAAAAAACAUGGGCAAAAACGUGGCCUUACCUUAUUUAACCAAAAAAUGUGUUUCCCCACCCCAGAUGUCUUAGUCUGAACUGGUACACGAUGAGUUCCUCCUGGUUGUCUGGAGACGGUUUGCAGUUUUGUAGCAGAGUACUCUUCUUUAGCCCACUAUUGUUUGUAAAGUAUUAACAUACAAAGUCCAGCGUUAACAGUUAGGAAUUGCUAUAUUUGCAUUUAUUACCACGCUAAUGAUUGUGUAUUACAUAAACCUCCUCUAUAUUGCUAUGUUUUAUUACUAGCUAUGUGUUUCCAUCCUAAAUAAAACGUGGCGGGGUUUUU
Molecule: messenger RNA, 11211 nt
Organism: Tyto alba (common barn owl)
Lineage: Eukaryota; Metazoa; Chordata; Aves; Strigiformes; Tytonidae
Product: zinc finger protein 501
Exons: 3
Coding region: 8712-10133 (473 amino acids)
Biological process (GO): regulation of transcription by RNA polymerase II
Cellular component (GO): nucleus
Molecular function (GO): DNA-binding transcription factor activity, RNA polymerase II-specific; RNA polymerase II transcription regulatory region sequence-specific DNA binding
Source: RefSeq, a predicted model, not a curated record